CAUAUAAAUACACACGCCUUGGAAUGCAUAUUAGUCAUCUUAAUAUAUUCCGAUUAGUCGUAAUCGAAAAAGAGAACAGAUGAAAAUGUUUAGGGUGAUAAUGAUGAUGGUUAUGGCAAUGGUGGUGGGAGUUGCGUUGGGUAAUAUCGUAGAUACGACAUGCAAACAGACACCUGACUACACUCUCUGUCUCUCUCUCCUCCGCUCUGAUCCACGUAGCUCCUCCGCCGACACCGUCGGUCUCGGUCUUAUCCUCGUCGACAAAAUCAAGGCGCUUGGGACGGAAACGCUCGGGCAGAUCAACGCGGCGUACAAAACCAAACCGAUGCUUAAACGUGCAUUGGACGAAUGUAAUCUGAGAUACAAAACGAUCGUAGACGUUGACGUCCACACUGCCAUCACAGCUAUCAAUGGAAACCCUAAGUUCGCCGAAGGUGCCGUUGUCGACGCUGGUGUUGAAGCCUCCGUUUGCGCAGGAGGGUUUCCAAAAGGCCAAUCGCCGUUAACCGGUUUGACUCAGAGAAUGAACAAGAUCUGCGAUGUGACCAGAGCCAUCAUCCGAAUGUUGCUCUAGUAUUUUACAUCUAAAAUUUAACAUAAUGUAAAAUAAUAAUAAAGCUCGUAAUCAUGCUUGGUUAAUUGAUUAAUUAUAGUGAAACGAUGCACCGUUACUAAUGCUAAACCGGUACUAGCUAGCUAUAAGAACCGGCUAUACAAAUAAAAUUCGGCACGAAGUUUCUAGAACCGAAUCACUGGAUAUAUAAAAACAUUCACGAGCCAGAUAUCGACUGACGAGAGAAG
Molecule: messenger RNA, 801 nt
Organism: Camelina sativa (false flax)
Lineage: Eukaryota; Viridiplantae; Streptophyta; Magnoliopsida; Brassicales; Brassicaceae
Product: cell wall / vacuolar inhibitor of fructosidase 1-like
Biological process (GO): negative regulation of catalytic activity
Molecular function (GO): enzyme inhibitor activity
Source: RefSeq, a predicted model, not a curated record